AUGGCAGGAAGAGGUGGAAAAUAUCAGAAACGCCAUUUGGGACGUAACGAAUAUUUUCGACAGAAAAGGGAGGAUGGGAACGAUCGCGAAGUCAACAAAGAACGAAAUGAUGAAGAACAAGCGCAAAAGAAGCGGAAAAUAGAGAAUGGCGAGGCGCCAGUGCCGAUUUAUGCUACUCAAUUUUCCGCCGAGGAUAUUGCGGCUGAAGAACGACGACCGAAGAAAAAGGUGGCUGUUAUGAUUGGGUAUUCUGGAACGGGGUACCAUGGCAUGCAGUUGAGUCCAACUGAGAAGACAAUUGAGGGCGACUUGUUCGCUGCCUUUGUCGCUGCUGGCGCAAUUUCAAAGGCUAACGCAGCGGAUCCCAAAAAAUCUUCGCUCGUCCGAUGUGCUCGUACGGACAGAGGCGUACACGCUGCUGGAAACGUUGUAUCCCUCAAGUUGAUCGUCGAAGAUCCCGACAUUGUUCAGAAAAUCAAUGAUAAUCUAAGCCCACAGAUCCGUGUCUGGGGUUAUGAGACUGUGACCAAGGGUUUCAGUUGCUAUCAACUUUGCGACUCUCGCAUGUACGAAUAUUUAAUUCCUACUCAUUGCUUUCUGCCACCCCACCCAAGCACGCACUUGGGUAAGAAGACAGUGCAGCUUGCCGAGGAAAACGAGGAUAUGGAAGGAUUUCUCGCAAGACAAGAGGGAGUCCUGGACUUUUGGCAAAACAUUGACGAGAACGAGAUCAAGCCUAUCUUGGAGAAAGUGCCUGAAGAGAUCCGGAGACUUGUUCAGAGGGCCUUGUACAUUGAAGAGGAUGGCGAUAAAGGAACAGCAGUUGACAAGGAGCCACCACAAUCUGUCAACGUGAUCGCUAAACUGGAGAAAGCUCAGGAAACCUCAGCAUCCGAGGCCGGCGCACAGCAACCAAGCGACGUGCAAGAAGAAGCACCCAAGCCAAAAUUGACCGCAGAGCAAAAGGAAAUCAUCAACACCAGCAUCAAACAAAUCAAAGCUGCCUACCAAAACGCCAAACGCGCCUACCGCAUCCCCCAAAACCGCUUGCAACGAGUCCAAGACGCCCUAGACAAAUACAUCGGCACCCGCAACUUCCACAACUAUACCAUCCAAAAGACCUUCCGCGACCCCUCUUCCAAACGCAUCAUAAAAUCCUUCGUCGCCAACAAAGAACCCAUCAUCAUCAACGGCACGGAAUGGGUCAGCCUCAAAGUCCACGGACAGAGUUUCAUGAUGCACCAGAUCCGAAAGAUGGUGGCCAUGGUUGCACUCAUUGUUCGCUGUGGAUGUGAUCCCAAAAUCAUUGAGGAGAGUUAUGGACCUACAAAGUUAUCAAUUCCCAAGGCUCCGGGCUUAGGUUUGUUGUUGGAACAUCCUAUUUUUGAUUCGUACAACAAACGGGCGGCAAAGGAGUUUAAUAGGGAGACGAUCGAUUUUGGCAAGUAUGAGAAGGAAAUGAAUGAGUUUAAGCAGAGGGAGAUUUAUGAUCGGAUUUUUAGGGAGGAGGAGGAGUCAAAUGCUUUCGGUGUCUUCUUCAAUCAUGUGGACCAUUAUCCUGCAAAUACGUUCCUAUAUUUGACUUCGGCAGGCAUUGUGGCGUCUCAAGCGCCUGACGGGCCUACUAAGUCUCAGAAGGGCGAGAGAGCCGAAGAAGUUUUGGCAGGUAUUGAAUCUGAGCCUGAGGAAGAUGCGUCCGGCGCGGAGGGGGGUUGA
Talaromyces marneffei is the source of this 1716-nucleotide messenger RNA. RefSeq lists its product as uncharacterized. The record is from RefSeq and is a predicted model, not a curated record. The transcript is spliced from 4 exons. Gene Ontology annotation, biological process: mRNA pseudouridine synthesis; tRNA pseudouridine synthesis. Bases 1 to 1716 code for a protein of 571 amino acids. Lineage: Eukaryota; Fungi; Ascomycota; Eurotiomycetes; Eurotiales; Trichocomaceae. Gene Ontology annotation, cellular component: nucleus. Gene Ontology annotation, molecular function: pseudouridine synthase activity; RNA binding.